Molecule: messenger RNA, 2770 nt
Organism: Diospyros lotus (date-plum)
Lineage: Eukaryota; Viridiplantae; Streptophyta; Magnoliopsida; Ericales; Ebenaceae
Product: subtilisin-like protease SBT3
Biological process (GO): proteolysis
Molecular function (GO): serine-type endopeptidase activity
Source: RefSeq, a predicted model, not a curated record
GCCCUUGACUUAGAAUUGACCAUGCCGGCAGGCUUCAAUAUUUUAAGAUUUCAAAUGUUGAAAAGGUCUCCACGCAUCUCACCUUAUAGAAAAUGCUCAUGUAUAAAGCAGCCACCCAUUUCGAGUCCCUGCAAAUGCAAAACCACUGGAUCUACAAAGUGUCUGGGAAAAGAAGAUGAGAUUCUUCAUUAACCUUUCUCUGCUCUGUCUCUUGACAUGGUUUGGGUUCAUUCACCAUGUUAAAUCAGCUUCCCCACUGCGAUCCACCUACAUAGUUCAUAUGGACAAGUCUCUCAUGCCCAAAAUCUUUGCUACCCACCAUCAGUGGUACUCCUCUGCUAUUGAUUCCCUAAAGCAACCCAAUCCCAAAACAUUGGACAGCUCUCAUUCUUCACCCAGUCUCGUGUACACUUAUGACAAUGUUGUACAUGGUUUUAGUGCACAGUUAUCGCUAGAGGAGCUUGAAUCUAUCAAGAAGGCACCAGGGUUUGUCUCAGCUUAUCCUGACAAAAAGAUUAAACAUCGAACCACUCACACUCCUGAGUUCCUGUCCCUCAAUCCUUCAACAGGCAUAUGGCCAGCUUCUAAUUUCGGUGAAGAUGUUAUUAUUGGCAUGGUUGACACUGGAGUAUGGCCAGAGAGUCUUAGCUUCAGAGACGACGGUAUGAGCCCUAUUCCGACUACGUGGAAGGGAAUAUGUGAAGUAGGGCAAGAAUUCAACACCUCCAUGUGCAACUCAAAGCUCAUAGGAGCUCGAUAUUUCAACAAAGGACUGCUAGCUGCUAACCCAAAUUUAACGAUAAGUAUGAACUCGGCUAGGGACACUUAUGGCCAUGGUACUCAUACUGCAUCCACAGCUGCGGGAAAUUAUGUUAAAGGGGCUUCAUUCUUUGGCUAUGCUGAAGGAACGGCAGUAGGGAUUGCGCCACGAGCUAGAUUAGCUAUAUAUAAGGUCAUUUGGGACGAAGGAGCCCAAGACUCCGAUUUUCUUGCCGGUAUAGACCAGGCAGUUGCAGAUGGUGUACAUGUAGUCUCACUCUCAUUGGGAUUCGACUAUGACCUUCCUUUUUAUGAAAACACAAUUGCCAUAUCUUCUUUUGCAGCAAUGGAGAAAGGUGUGCUUGUUUCUCAUGCAGGCGGAAACACUGGCCCAGACUUUGCAUCCUUAUUCGACUCAAUCCCUUGGACAUUGACAGUUGCUGCCGGCAACAUCGAUCGUUGGUUUGCCGGCACAUUAACUUUGGGGAAUGGGUUAUCGAUCACUGGAUGGACUACGUUCCCUGCAAGGGCGUUGGUGGUAAAGUCACCACUAAUAUACAAUGUGACCCUAGCAUCAUGUAAUUCCACAGAGUCGUUAGCUCAAGCCCCUUUUGGGGUCAUAAUAUGUGAAGACAUCGAUGACAGUUUCUUGCAGUUGGGUGUCAUUUCUGGCUCCAAAGUUGCGGCUGCUGUAUUCAUAUCCGAUAAUCCUGAAUGGUUUGAGAUGAAGUUUUUCCCAUGGCCAGGUGUGGUGAUAAGCCCAACCGAUGGAGUUUCCGUUAUCAAAUAUGCAGAAACUAGUGAAAACCCAUGGGCUAGCAUAAGGUUCAAAGAGACCAUACUAGGAGCAAAGCCUGCACCAACUGUAGCUUCCUUUUCUCGAGGUCCUCCUAGAACUUAUGCUGGAAUCUUGAAGCCAGAUUUAAUGGCUCCUGGCUCACUAGUACUAGCCUCUUGGAUACCGACGAAAUAUGCAGCCGGGAUUGGCUCCAAUAUAAAACUGGCUAACGACUACAAUCUACUCACUGGCACCUCCAUGGCUUGUCCUCAUGCUUCUGGAGUGGCUGCACUGUUGAAAGGCUCUCACCCCGAAUGGAGUGCAUCGGCAAUUCGGUCCGCCAUGAUGACCACAGCGAACCCGCUUGAUAACACUAACAAGCCCAUUCGAGAUAGCAGCCAAAACUAUUCAUUUGCUUCACCCCUGGCCAUUGGUUCUGGCCAUAUUGAUCCAAAUCCGGCUCUUGAUCCAGGUUUGAUAUAUGAUAUUACUCCACAAGAGUACGUGAAUCUGCUAUGCUACAUGAAUUACACAGGCAAACAAAUCAUGACAAUCACAAGGUCAAAUCUUUACGAUUGCUCACAGCCAUCUCCAGAUCUAAACUACCCAUCUUUUAUCGCACUUUACCCUAACGGAACAACGACGACGUUGGUUCAAACAUUUCGAAGGACUGUUACCAAUGUUGGAGAUGGCGCAACAACUUAUAAUGCAGAGGUGAUAGCACCGGUGGGCUCUAGUGUUAUGAUCUCACCAUCCAAGUUGGUUUUCCAAAAGAAGUACGAGACAAAGAUGUAUAGUUUGACAAUAAAGUAUGAAAGCAACGAGAAUGGCAUGGUGACAUAUGGUGCGCUUGUUUGGAUUGAAGAUAAUGGAACACACACAGUAAGGAGUCCAAUUGUGGUGUCACCAGAGAUUACUCUUUAAGCUUAUCAAGGCCACCCAAGCUACAUGAUUUCCUGGAUGUUAUAUGUCUCUAAAGAAGUGUCCUUUACAACUAUUUUAGUAUUUCUUUAGGAUGUAUUUCAAAAUGAUGUGAGUCGCCUCUAACUAUUAAGGCAUACAAAUAGUAUUGUCAUGCCCCAUCCUAAAUUGGGGUGCUCCCCCGCAGCUCACUUCUAAGGCAUUGCAAGGGAGUCCCAUAUCAGUACCUAGAAAAUCCAUAAUAAUUGUGUGUAACAGGCAAAUCUCCCAAUUAUAAUAAGAUACAUCCACGUGUUUCAUUCCAUGGUCCGA